Messenger RNA from Drosophila yakuba, 326 nucleotides. RefSeq lists its product as uncharacterized. The record is from RefSeq and is a predicted model, not a curated record. The transcript is spliced from 3 exons. Bases 23 to 304 code for a protein of 93 amino acids. NCBI's taxonomy places the organism in Eukaryota, Metazoa, Arthropoda, Insecta, Diptera, Drosophilidae.
UGGCUAGCCCCGUGAGGAUACAAUGUUGAAGGUGGUUGAGAAGCUUAUCCAACUGUUGCGACCCAAAAUGUGUCAGUUUGCACAAUCCAACAAGAACAUAUCGAAGCAUUUGUUCGAGAAAGCUAGGGCAGAGGAGAACAUUCAUUUCCUUAAACUGCAAAGAGAACAGCUGAAGACGCUGCGGCAAAAGAUUCUCAGCCAGAAGAACGAAGUCACAACCAAGAUCAUCAAGGUGGAUAAGCAGAUACAAUCGAUGGAAAAGAAGGAAACCGACGGCUCGCAGAGGAACCAUGAACAAAAUUAAUAAAGUGUGGCAGAAAUCAUAA